Messenger RNA from Panthera uncia (snow leopard), 2537 nucleotides. RefSeq names its product eukaryotic translation initiation factor 2 subunit gamma (gene EIF2S3). The coding region runs from base 37 to 1455 and encodes 472 amino acids. Gene Ontology annotation, biological process: formation of translation preinitiation complex; positive regulation of translational fidelity. The record is from RefSeq and is a predicted model, not a curated record. Gene Ontology annotation, cellular component: eukaryotic translation initiation factor 2 complex; cytosol. Lineage: Eukaryota; Metazoa; Chordata; Mammalia; Carnivora; Felidae. Gene Ontology annotation, molecular function: tRNA binding; GTP binding; translation initiation factor activity. The transcript has 12 exons.
CAGCCACUGGUGCGACUUCCUUCCUCUCGGAGCAAGAUGGCGGGGGGCGAGGCUGGCGUGACUCUGGGGCAGCCGCAUCUUUCUCGCCAGGAUCUCGCCACCUUGGAUGUUAGCAAGUUGACGCCACUUUCACACGAAGUUAUCAGCAGACAAGCCACGAUUAAUAUAGGUACAAUUGGUCACGUAGCUCAUGGGAAAUCCACAGUUGUAAAAGCUAUUUCUGGAGUUCACACUGUCAGGUUCAAAAAUGAACUAGAAAGAAAUAUUACGAUCAAGCUUGGAUAUGCUAAUGCUAAGAUUUAUAAACUUGAUGACCCAAGUUGUCCUCGGCCAGAAUGUUAUAGAUCCUGUGGAAGUAGUACGCCCGAUGAGUUUCCUACAGACAUUCCAGGGACCAAAGGGAACUUCAAAUUAGUCAGACACGUGUCCUUUGUUGAUUGCCCCGGCCACGAUAUUUUGAUGGCGACUAUGCUGAACGGUGCAGCAGUGAUGGAUGCAGCCCUUCUGCUGAUAGCUGGUAAUGAGUCUUGUCCUCAACCUCAGACAUCUGAACACCUGGCUGCCAUAGAAAUCAUGAAACUGAAGCAUAUUUUGAUUCUACAAAAUAAAAUUGAUUUGGUAAAAGAAAGUCAGGCUAAAGAGCAGUAUGAACAGAUCCUUGCAUUUGUACAAGGUACAGUAGCAGAAGGGGCUCCUAUUAUUCCAAUUUCCGCUCAGCUGAAAUACAAUAUUGAAGUUGUCUGUGAGUACAUAGUGAAGAAAAUUCCAGUACCCCCAAGAGACUUUACUUCAGAACCCCGACUCAUUGUUAUUAGGUCCUUUGAUGUCAACAAACCUGGCUGUGAAGUUGAUGACCUUAAGGGUGGUGUAGCUGGUGGUAGUAUUCUAAAAGGAGUAUUAAAGGUGGGCCAAGAGAUAGAAGUCAGACCUGGUAUUGUUUCCAAAGAUAGUGAAGGAAAACUCAUGUGUAAACCAAUCUUUUCGAAAAUCGUGUCACUUUUUGCGGAGCAUAAUGAUCUUCAGUAUGCUGCUCCAGGAGGUCUUAUUGGAGUAGGAACAAAAAUUGACCCCACUUUGUGCCGAGCUGACAGAAUGGUGGGACAGGUACUUGGUGCAGUUGGAGCUUUACCAGAGAUCUUCACAGAAUUGGAAAUCUCCUAUUUCCUACUUAGACGGCUUCUAGGUGUACGCACUGAAGGAGACAAGAAAGCAGCAAAGGUGCAAAAGCUGUCUAAGAAUGAAGUGCUCAUGGUGAACAUAGGAUCCCUGUCGACAGGAGGAAGAGUUAGUGCAGUUAAGGCCGAUUUGGGCAAAAUCGUUCUGACUAAUCCUGUGUGCACAGAAGUAGGAGAAAAAAUUGCUCUUAGCCGAAGAGUUGAGAAACACUGGCGUUUAAUUGGCUGGGGCCAAAUAAGAAGAGGAGUGACGAUCAAGCCAACAGUAGAUGAUGACUGAAGAAUUCCAGUUAAAUAAUACAUUUGGAUGGAAUCAGAAUUUGUCUUUACAACCUAGGGGUAUAUUUUCAUAGCAGUACUGGGAAAUUAAUUUCACAGCUCAUUACCUUAGUGUCAGCUCUAAGGUUAUUCUCAUUUUUUGGUCAUGAAAAUUUAACCUCUACUGCUAAAUUAGGAUCUACAAUAAAUGUAAAAAUUGGUAUAAUGUUGGAUUGAAUCUACAUUUUAGCAGAAAUUAAUCAUUCCCAAAUAAUGUCUAAUUUAUACAUGAUCACAGGUUUGAAAUGAAAUUGCUACAACCAGCCUUUGCUGUAGCACACGUACCAAGAAACCUGUUUGAAAUAAAGGUUUUCUUCUUAUUUUGCAUGAUUCAUCUUUGAAUAGUUCCAGGCUUGAAGAACGUUAUACCAAGUAAAAACUUGAAGGCACAAAUUCUUGGAAACCAGCUUUCCUUUGCCCCAUAUUUAAUGUUGCUUUAUGUUUGAAACUGUGAGUGAAAAGGAAAUUAAUAAAACAUUACCCUUUAGAUCAUAGGAGCCCAUUCUCCUGGACGCACCUUUCCAUCCCCUUCCUCGUUUCCUUAACUGGAACACAGGAAACUAGAGCUGCUUCUCCUCAUCCUCUCCCUGAUGCCCUGCAGUUGUUUCUGCAUUGCUUAUUACCUGAAACCCUCUAGCUUUCCCCCAUUGCAAAAUGCUCUUACACCGGAUGAUUCUAGAUGAGUAACAGAGAUCUUUCUAGGCCUUAUUUUGUUUUUUCUUAACUGAUUAAUCAGGCUGUAAUGUAGAGUCUAGUAUUAGUAACCGUUGGACCUUUCAAGAUGUCAUUUUCCAUGUUCUGGCACUUUCCCUGUGCUGUGCUUUUUUAUUUUUAUUUUUAUUUUUAUUUUUAUUUUUAUUUUUAUUUUUAUUUUUUUGUCUCUAAGAUUCUCCUAGAGCAGUAGCUCCCAACUCUGGCUGACAUUAGAUUUGCUGGAGAACCUUUAAAAAAAAAAAAAAAGUUGGCCUGCAGAGAUUCUGAUUUAAUUCACUAGGGGUAGAACCCUGGCACUGAUAUUUUUAACUCCUCCCCCCACCCCCCACC